Messenger RNA from Canariomyces notabilis, 510 nucleotides. RefSeq lists its product as uncharacterized. The coding region runs from base 16 to 426 and encodes 136 amino acids. The record is from RefSeq and is a predicted model, not a curated record. NCBI's taxonomy places the organism in Eukaryota, Fungi, Ascomycota, Sordariomycetes, Sordariales, Chaetomiaceae. The transcript has a single exon.
CUUGUGGAGACAGCCAUGGUCCAGCAGGCCGGACUGUGCAUCCUCCGGCCAGAAAUUGCUGCCAGGCCGGACUACUCGAUGUCCCAGCUACCAGAGGAAUUCUUCCAGAGGCUCCUCAAAGGAGGGCCACAAGCUGGAAUACUUGGAGAACUGAAGCUACCUGAACCUUACCACGAGUUUGCGGAGGCGUUUUGGGAAGACCACCUUACAAUCCGAAAGAUCACGGAAGACGAUGCUACGAGGUUCUUCGCCAAGGCGAACAAGCCGACGUUGACAGUCCGAAGAUAUCAACGGCGUAUCAUCCCAGGAUACCCCAGAGGUGGCUGCUGCUCGUCGUCAACAGGCAACAAUCCGCCGAGAGCACCGCUUUCGUCGUCGCCAUGGCGAAAUGCCCCCCUCUACGCCGUCGCUCUCGGCUUUGGCUAACCCGCGGUCACCGUCGUCGUCGCCGUCGCCGGAGGCACCUGGUCGUGAUCCUGCCGCUGACCCUGUUUCCUGAGCUUGCCCCUG